Rotaria sp. Silwood2 is the source of this 669-nucleotide messenger RNA. NCBI's taxonomy places the organism in Eukaryota, Metazoa, Rotifera, Eurotatoria, Philodinida, Philodinidae. The record is from the annotation of a GenBank genome assembly.
AUGGCAAACGCAACAGAAGGAAAGACACUAUGCUCAAUAUGUCAAAAGGUAGCUGGUAUACUUAUUUGUCGUGGAUGUGGAAAAGAUUUUUGUUAUCGUCAUGUAGUUGAACAUCGGCAAGAAAUUAAUAAACAAAUGGAUGAACUCACGACUAAUCAUGAUCAAUUUCAACAAACGAUUGCCGAACAAGAAGUGCAACCGAAUUGUCAUCCUCUGAUACAAAAGAUCAAUGAAUGGGAACAAGAAUCAAUCGAUAAAAUCCAUCGAGCAGCUGAUGAUGCUCGUAAACAAGUCAUAACUAUUAUUGGCAUACACAGAACGCAAGUAAUACAUGAUUUGGUAUGUCUCACAAAAAAAUUAAGCGAAGCUCAUAAGGAAGAUGAUUAUGUAGAAACAGAUUUGAAAGAAUGGAUGAAAAAACUUGACAAAUUAAAAGCCGACUUGAAUGCAUUUCAAACGAUUGAUUUCAGUGAAGACAAUAAUAGCAGUACAUUGAUUUCAAAGCUUUUUAUCAAUGAUGCAUCAACUGACAUUUUUCAUCGAAUCGUGGGCGAUAUUCAGAUUAAUGAAGGUGGAAAAGUUGCAGNAUGUCCCCAAAAAAUUGUCCUUUCAGAAAUGUCCCUCGUUUUUCGUCCUCAGAAAAAAUGUCCUCCGAUAUUUUGUCCUUGA